Notothenia coriiceps (black rockcod) is the source of this 5545-nucleotide messenger RNA. RefSeq names its product intersectin 2a (gene itsn2a). Gene Ontology annotation, molecular function: protein binding; calcium ion binding; guanyl-nucleotide exchange factor activity. Lineage: Eukaryota; Metazoa; Chordata; Actinopteri; Perciformes; Nototheniidae. The transcript is spliced from 40 exons. Gene Ontology annotation, biological process: intracellular signal transduction; positive regulation of Rho protein signal transduction. Bases 1 to 5166 code for a protein of 1721 amino acids. The record is from RefSeq and is a predicted model, not a curated record.
AUGAGGGGAGAGAAAGGCGGAGCCAGUGUGUGGGCCAUUACUCCCGAGGAGAGGGGGAAACAUGACAAACAGUUUGACUCCCUCGCCCCGGUCCUUGGCUAUGUCUCAGGAGAACAAGCUAGGAAAUUCUUCCUCCAGUCUGGCCUGCCUGCUCCUGUCCUGGCUGAAAUCUGGAACCUAGCCGACAUGGAGAGCGAUGGGAAGAUGGACAGACAGGAGUUCUCCAUCGCUAUGAAGCUGAUCAAACUCAAACUCCAGGGGCGAAACUUACCAUCUGUCCUGCCGAUCACAAUGAAGCAAACGCCCGUCUGCAAUGCUGCUCCAACUAUCCGCUCAUCAGCAGGUUUUGGAAUGGGUUCUAUGCCAAACCUGUCAAUUGGUCUGUCCUCCAUGUCAGCCAUGCCCCGCCUAACACCCAUCCCGGCUAACCCCUCCAUGCACUCCCUGCACUCCCUGCUGCCAACGCCAAUGACUCUGCCCCUCAUCAACUGCCUCGGAAACUGUGGACUCCACAACGGCAAUAUCAACCUCCUCAGCCCACCGCUAGUUCCCAACAAUGCAGCGCUCCCUCUCUCUGGCUUCUCCUCUCCCAUGGCGUUCUCUCCAUCCACCGGCAUGUCAAAGGCCAACUCUCUUCUUGAUCUCGGAUCCAGCAGUUCAAAUUCUUCCUCCACCACUUCGUUGGCCAGUAACUCUCCGAAGACGAGUGCAAGUGACUGGGGCGUUCCGCAGGGCGCGAGACUCAAGUACCGCCAGCAGUUCAACACGCUGGACAAGCUCAUGAGUGGAUACUUAUCUGGCCCUCAGGUUAGAAACGCGCUGAUUGCAUCCAACCUCACCCAGACUCAACUCGCCACCAUCUGGACUCUGGCAGAUGUGGAUAAAGACGGACAGCUCCAAGCUGAUGAGUUCAUUCUGGCCAUGCACCUGGUGGAAAUGGCUAAAACUGGCCGACCUUUACCCCUCACCCUGCCUCAAGACUUGGUACCUCCCUCUGUCAGAGGAGGAUUCCAGCCCAUUGAGCUUGUUAAUGGAACGGGGCCUCACAUAACUCCCUGUUUAAUCGACACGCUGGAGAUACUACCUUCACAAAAGAACAUCAACAAUGUGUCCUACGAGGACAGGCUGAAGGAGAACUUUGCAAGAGGCAGCGCCGAGCUGGAGAAACGUCGCCUGGCUCUGGAAGAGGAGCAGAGGAAGGAGCGAGAGAGGAGGGAUAAGGAGGAGAGGGAGGCGCAUGAGAGGAGGGAGAAGGAGGCGAGGGAGCAGGAGAGCCGCAGGAGGCUGGAGGAGGAGAGGCGGAGAGAGAUGGAGAGGCAGAGAGAGGAGGAGAGGCUGAGAGAGCUGGAGAGGAUGGAGGCGGCGAAGCAGGAGAUGGAGCGCCAACGCAGGGAGGAGUGGGAGCGUGGGAAGAGAGAGGAACUGGGCAUGAGGAAAGAGGGAGAGCAGGAGGAGAUCUCCAGACUGAGGGCCAAAAAGAAGGGUCUGGAGUUGGAGCUGGAGGCUGUGGGCAACAAGCACAAGCAGAUCUCAGACUGUCUCCGUGACGCCAAGAGCAAGAGGCGGAUCCUGAAGGCAGAGGUUGACCUCGUCAAUCAGAAGAGAGACGCGCGCAUCAUAGAGAUCAACACGCUGCAGCUUCAGUUCGAGGACUGGCAGAAGAAGCUCUCCAUCCUGAUCCCAGAACAGCAGAGGCUGACAGAGAAGCUGCGGAGCCUCAACCUCAACAAAAUCUCCUCCGUGACUCUGACCUCUGUGAGCGGGAGUGUGAACGAGAAAGGAGUGAAAUGCCGGAGGCUGAAGGACCAGCUUGACACUCUGGAGAGGGAGACAACCGACAAACUGGCCGAGAUGGAGCAGUACAACAAGGAGCUUAAGCUGGGGGAUAUGGAUGACUGUGUCCUGCGAGGCCUUCUGUCUCUGCUGGCCUGCCUCAGCCAGCUCUUCCUUCUCAUCAAGGAGCUGAGGGAGAAGCAGGUGAGGCAGCAGGCUGUCCUCGACGACCUGCACAGAGUCAAAGAGGAGAAAGUGAGGGAGCUUCAGAGGCGCAAGGAGGAGGAGACGGAGAGGAAGAGGAGGGAGGAAGAAGAGGCAGCCAGAAAAGCAAAGCUAGAUCAAGAGAGGAGAGAGCAGGAGCAGAUCAAGAAGGAGGAAGAGGAGGCGCGUCAAAGGAGGCUCCUGGAGGAGCAGAGGGCCCGGCAGAGGGAGGAGGAGGAGAGGGAGGCACAAGCUCGCCUCAGAGCAGCUCAGGAGAAAGCUCAGGAAGAGGAGAGAAGAAGGAGAGAAAGGAAACGGCAAGAGGAGGUGAAGGAGAGGAUAAGGAGGAAAGAGGAGCAGGAAAGAGGAGAACAGCAGCCGGUGUUGGUGGCUCAGCCAUCCUCAAAGCUGACCCCGUAUAGAGCUCUGUACUCGUUUGUGGCCCGAAACGCAGAUGAGCUGAGUAUAGACGCAGACGGCACUAUAGAGGUGGAUGAGCAGACUGUCGGUGAGCCUGGCUGGUUGUGUGGGAGAUUCAAUGGAAAAAGGGGCUGGUUUCCCCAGAGUUACGCAGAGAAGUGCCACACUCCCUCUACCUCCACCACUGAGCCUCCAGCUUCUUUACCUGGAAAAAUGUCCUGUCCACCGCCAAUACCACAUAACACAGGAGACCUAGAUGGGAAGGUAGCAGAUGACAGCACUGUUUCUGCCCAAGCAGACACUUCACAGUCCUUCUUCCCUCUGUUGGCUCGAGCUGUUUCCUCCUGGUCUGCCACAUCGGAAACUCACCUCAACCUCUCCUCCGGGGCGGGUGACGUCAUAACCCCAAUGCUGAGCUUCUCCCAGGGUGACAUCAUCAGCGUGCAGCAGCAGAGGGAAGACUGGUGGUUGGGGCAGCUCAAUGGGACACAGGGAUGGUUCCCCAAGAGCUACGUCACUUUGGAGAUGGGUGGCAAUACAGAUGUGGAUCCAUUUGACACAUGUGAUUCGGUUCAACUAGAGGAGUUUGUGGCCUUGUACACGUAUGAGAGCCCAGAGGCUGGGGACCUGACGUUUGUUGAGGGAGAUGUUGUCAUGGUGACAGAGAGAGAGGGAGAGUGGUGGCGUGGAUGCAUCGGGGAUCAUACGGGAGUGUUUCCCUCCAACUAUGUCCGACCUGUAGAACCAGAGGGAACAAAGGCUGGAGCUUCGAUCAAAAAGCCUGCUGUAUCUGUUUGGCCAACAGAGAUCGCCCAGGCAGUCUCCACCACCGUCGCCCCGACGACGCAUCAGCUGCGUCUGUCUCCAGGGCAACUGAUCGUGGUGCUGGCCAAGAACUCCACUGGCUGGUGGCUCGGGGAACUGCAGGCUCGAGGGAAGAAGCGGCAGAGAGGCUGGUUCCAUUCCUCUCACGUCAAGCUCCUCGGGCCCUCCAGCAGCAAGUCCUCUCCCUCCCCUCUGCCAGUGUGCCAAGUUAUUGCAAUGUACGACUACACUGCUGCCAAUAGGGAUGAGCUGAGCUUCUCCAAGGGUCAGCUGAUCAGCGUCCUGGACAAGACCAACCCUGACUGGUGGAAAGGAGACGUCAAUGGGGUCACAGGCCUGCUGCCCACCAAUUAUGUCCAGAUGACAACAGAAUCAGACCCCAGCCAGCAAUGUACAGUAGAUCCCCCAUCCAUGUCAGAGCAUGGAGAGACUGACGGGUGUGCUGACCUGAUGUCGUUGGACACCAUGACCCCUCAGGAGAGGAAGAGGCAGGGUUACAUCCAUGAGCUCAUCCAGACUGAAGAGACCUACGUUGAAGACCUGGAGCUGGUUCUUGAAGUCUUCUACAAACCCAUGUCUGAGUCAGGCCGACUCACUGAAGUUGAGAUGGGAAUAAUCUUUGUUAACUGGAGGGAGCUCAUUAUGUCUAACACCAAGCUUCUCAAGGCGCUGCGUGUCCGUAAAAAGACAGAAGGAGACAACAUGCCGGUCCAGCUGAUCGGGGACCUGUUGGCCUCGGAGCUCGCACACAUGCAGGCCUACAUCAGCUUCUGCUCCUGCCAGCUCAACGCAGCCGCCCUGCUGCAGAGCAAAACCCAAGACCAGCAGGACUUUAAAGACUUCCUCAAGAAGAUAGCCACUAACUACCGCUGCAAAGGAAUGCCACUGUCCAGCUUCCUCCUCAAGCCCAUGCAGAGGAUCACACGCUACCCCCUGCUCAUAAAGAACAUCUUGGAGCACACCCCUGAUAAUCAUGCGGACCGCGGCCCGCUGAGAGAAGCUCUGGAGGGGGCGGAGGAGCUGUGCACUCAGGUCAACGAGGGGGUGCGGGAGAAGGAGAACUCUGACAGGCUGGAGUGGAUUCAGAGACGUGUGCAGAGUGAGGGGACUAUAGAGCACUUGGUCUUCAACUCGCUGACGAACUGCCUCGGGCCUCGCAAGCUGCUGCACAGUGGCCGACUUUACAAAACCAAAAGCAGCAGGGAGUUGUGGGCUUUCCUCUUCAAUGAUUUCUUCCUCCUCACGCAUAGCGCCAAACCCUUCUCUUCCUCGGGGCCAGACAGGCUAUUCAGUCUCAAGACCAACAUACAGCUGAAGAUGUACAAAACACCUCUGUUUCUAAAUGAGGUUUUGGUGAAAAUGCCAGCGGACCCCUCGAGCGAUGAGCCACUCUUCCACGUCUCACACAUCGAUCGUGUCUAUACGCUCAAAACUGAGACCCUGAACGAGAGAACAACGUGGGUCCAGAAAAUCAAAGCAGCUUCUGAACAUUUCAUAGAGACGGAGAAGAAGAAGAGAGAGAAAGCUUACCAAGCUCGUUCCCUGAAAAGCAGCGGUAUCGGCCGCCUGCUGGUAACUGUCGCUGAAGCCCAGGAGCUCAAAGCCUGUAAACCCAAUGGUAAGAGCAACCCGUACUGUGAGCUGACGAUGGGGGCUCAGUGCUACACCUCCCGGCCCGCCAGCGACACCCUGAACCCAAAGUGGAACUUCAACUGCCAGUUCUUCAUCAAAGACCUCUACCAGGACAUCCUGUGUAUCACCGUGUUCGAGAAGGACCAGUUCUCACCUGAUGAUUUCCUUGGUCGUACUGAGGUUCCCGUGGCGACUAUAAAGAAAGAGAUGGAGAGCAAAGGUGCCGCAAACCGACGCCUUCUACUGCAUGAAGUCCCAACUGGAGAAGUCUGGGUCAAACUGGACCUGCAGCUUUACGAGCCGACCAAAUGAGGACAAAACACACACACUGCAGCCACUCACUUUAAAAAGUGCCUAUUUGUAGCAGCACCAGGGUUGCCUUGAAAAACUCUUGAUUUUACGUCACUGCCUUAAGCCACCCACACCCUUUAUCUGAAAGGGAAGUAGACCUGGCCAAAUAUGGAAAAUGACAAACUAAUGAUGGGGUAAUAUAUUUUGGAUAAACUGUUUAGGUGACCAGCUUAAAUGUGAAUGCAAUUGGCCACAGUUACAUUUGCUAAAUGGUUUUAUAACACAUUAGUAAUACAUUUGUAAAUGUUGCACACUACUGUACAAUGUCUGUAUGUCAAAAGUUGAUCUUAAGCAUGCCAUUUGAUCCUGAAAAUGGCAUUAUUAAAAUGUACAGAUGCCA